AUGGCGGCGUCCGGCUCCCCGGGGCCAACUCCGAGUCCCGGCCAGGGGAGGAUGCCCGCGGAGCCCGCCGCCGCCGGCCCCUCGCGGCGGGAGCUGAGGAAUGGAAGUUACCUCACUACGGUCCCGACUGCGAGGCUGUGGGCAGCUGGCAGAGCGGGAGGUCCCGGGCGGCCGAGCAGGUCCGGCAGCGGCGGCGGCGGCGGCUACCGCAGUGCCCUCCGCCCCAUUGUUUCCCUUCCAAGAGGAUCCCGGCGAAGCCGAGCCCGGGAACCAGGAAGUUCCCCGGCGCGACACCUCCUGCCGCCGCUAUGGAAACGGCCCCCGCCUCCCAGGGCGGCUCGCCCGGGACCCCGCCUCCGCGCCUCCGGCCCCGCCCGCCUCACCGGCCGCCGCCAACCGUCACCGCAGCGGCCGCGGCCGCCGCCAUCUUGGCGCGGCCCCGGGGGCCCCUUUCCGGCGGCACGUGCGCGCUGCUCCCGCACUCCCGCCGUGCGCGCUCCCGCCCGCCUCGGGAACGGGCGCCCAGGGCUGCAGGUGCCCGGAGCCACUCGGCGGGAAGCGGGCGCUGGAAGCCCAGGACCCAAAGCUGGGCUUCGGGGCACGCAAACGAGCGACAUUGGCGUGUCCAGCGGGCAGGUCAGAGGAUAG
Nomascus leucogenys (northern white-cheeked gibbon) is the source of this 648-nucleotide messenger RNA. RefSeq lists its product as uncharacterized. The record is from RefSeq and is a predicted model, not a curated record. NCBI's taxonomy places the organism in Eukaryota, Metazoa, Chordata, Mammalia, Primates, Hylobatidae.